Messenger RNA from Harpia harpyja (harpy eagle), 3680 nucleotides. Its product is annotated as protein FAM214B-like. The coding region runs from base 434 to 2239 and encodes 601 amino acids. Lineage: Eukaryota; Metazoa; Chordata; Aves; Accipitriformes; Accipitridae. The transcript is spliced from 10 exons. The record is from RefSeq and is a predicted model, not a curated record.
CGGCACACGGAAGGAAAGGCUGGAGCCGCACAGCAGUCGGCGCUGCGGUGGAGGGGGCCUUGGUAACCCAACACAGCUGGAACAAGCAACCUCAAGACCACAUUGCAGGUGCUGACAGCUGAGAGGUGCCUUUUCCAUCUGCUUCAGCCCUACACCAAGGCAUCAAAGCUACGGUGCUGGUGGAUUAUGACUGCAGGGGAGCUGCGUUGCAUCUGCAAAUCUCCUUUGUACAUCAAGGGCACUUCUGAGCAGAUGCUGCACUGCAGUGCACCCCAUAGUGGAGGGCUCACCCGGACGUCCUGAGCGAGGGGGGGGUCCAGCUCCCACCCCCUGUUCUCGCACUGUGACCUGUGGCACUUUACGGUCCCUCUUCUGCUGCUGCAUGGGCUGUUCUGACUCCGGCUCCACUCGAAGUCCAGACAAGUAAGGCUCCAUGCGGCACAUCCACGCAGAGACAUCCCUGCCCCUGGAGCACAGCACGGACCCUAGCCUGUCCCAGCCCAGUGGAGAGGCGCCCUUGGAGCCUUCCUCGCAGCGCUGCACUCACCACGGCAUCCUCAUGGGCUACAACGAGACAGAGAUCAAGGUUUACCAGGUGUCCAUCUUCUCCCAUCUCUCCAGCUCCUCUGAGAGCACGGAGCAGCAGGCAGGCAGGCAGCCAGCCAUCAAGAGGGGUUACCCCGAGCAGCGAACUCCGGAGGGGGGGCGAGAUCCCAAACAAACUCACUGGGGUGGCAGGGGGGUGGACAGCAAGUGUGACAGGGGGCCUGGGCAGGCUACCCUGGAUGAUGACAAUACCUUUGAGGACAGUCUGCUGGUGGAAGAACUAUCCCUGUGCGGCUCUGCCCAGCACUUCUCCCACAGCGGCCUGCGGGUGGUGGAGCAUCGGUGUGAGGGCAGCCCUAGCCACAGCCCCAAGGCCAGCAGAGAGGACAAGUCGCAGGAUGUCUCCUCCUCCUGGCACAUUGCUUGCAGUACUUUGCACACAAGAGACAGUUGCCCUGUCCCACUGGGGGAUCAGCCCACAGACUACAGGGAUAACAGGGAACAGGCAAGUGGCUACAACCUACUUUACCUUGAUUUGCACAAUAUUGCACAAACUCCCCAGUUGGACUCUGGUGGGAAGAGAGAGAAGCCAGGGAGCAGUCUGGCUCACAGCAGCAGGGCUAGUGGAGAAGAGGAAUGGCCAGUGGUGGCCAACGGGUGCAAGGAGCCCCCAGCUCCACAGAUAGCGCUCAGCCCCGAGCCCAGCAACCUGAGCUCCCUGGAGAAGAAGCCAUGGGGGAGCAGCUGGCUCGGUGGCAGCAGCUGCCCAGCCAAAAGGAAGCUGAUGCCUGCUGGCAAGGUUGUGGCUGACUCCUGCUCUGAGGACGAGACCCUGUCCCCACCAGUGAGGAAGAAGAGGGCCCUGCCAUGCCAUCCAGUGCCCACAGCCUGCCGCAGCACCGAUGCUAAGGGGGCACCUUUCUGGAAUCACCUGCUUCCCACAGCCAAGAGCUCUGCGUAUUGCACUGCAGUUGGGAGGAGGCUGAAGAGCAGGCUGCACCUCAAAUCGCAACAUCUCUGGAGCAGCCUCCGGAGGGGUACCAGGUCCUCCACAGCACCCUGGGCCACCACCACCAUCAGCCAUGUUCUGCUGGGCAACUUUGAGGAGUCCGUCCUGAAAGGGCGCUUUGCGCCGUCGGGGAGGAUCGAGGGGUUCACGGCAGAGAUCGGUGCCAGUGGCUCCUACUGCCCCCAGCACGCCACCCUGCCCGUUGAUGUCACCUACUUCGACAUCUCCGAACAUAGCGCGCCCUCGCCUUUCCUGGGAGUGAUUGACUUGGAGGCCUUGGGAAAGAAGGGUUACAGUGUCCCCAAAGCUGGAACCAUCCAAGUGACCUUAUUUAACCCCAACAAGACUGUGGUGAAGAUGUUCUUGGUGACGUACGACUUCCAGGACAUGCCAGCCAACCACAUGACCUUCCUACGCCACCGCAUCUUCCUGGUGCCCAUGGGGGAGGAGGAAAAGGCCACUGUGGCCCCCAGCAACCCACCGGGCACUGGCCCACCCCGCGGGGUCCUCUGCUACUUGAUGCACCUAAGGUUUCACAGCUCCAAGUCGGGGAAGAUCUACCUUCACAACGACAUCCGGCUGCUUUUCUCCCGCAAGUCAAUCGAGGUCGACUCGGGGAUCUCCUAUGAACUGAAAUCCUUUACGGAGAUACCGAGGAACCCCUGCUACUCGCCCCGAGCCUGACCUUCUCCAUCCCUCAGGGCCACCAGGGAGCCUCCAGCCCAGCACCUGGGGGAGAGAUGAGUAAAGGGCCAGCAAGCAAGCACCACCUUGAAGUAUCACCCUCCUUGUGUGCCCCCGUCCUCCUGAGCAGCACAGAUGCCAUGCCCAUGCCCGUGCCCUGUGGCAGGGCUGAGAUCACCGAGGGGGCUUCACCAAGAGGGACAGGGGCUGGGGAGCAGCCCCAGUGCUCCAAGGACAUGCCCAAGCCUUCUGCCAGCACUGUUCCCAGCUCAGAGAUGUGGCUGGAGCUGGGGGGGAGUGAAGAAUUGGGCUGGGGGCUCUGGGCAAGGCUGCCCACACCAGUCCCAGGGUUGAGAGCAGAACGUGUGGAAGAAUUUGUAUUUAUUAGUAUUUAUUGUCGCUGGGAGUGCAGAGGAGGCUUGUGCAGAGGAUCGGAGGUGCUGUGUUGUUCUUCCCCCCUCCUCUUGGUGCUGGAUGAGGCCCCUGGCAGCAGGGAGGCUGUGCUCAGCAGUGUGGGGCUGUCCGGGUUGCGACAGGGCUGUAGGGGCUGUGAGGGUGACCAGGGACGGGGACACUUUGGGCUGUGGAAGGAGAGGGUGACCCACCUCUUGGCUGGGGUGCAGCUCCCAUGCCGGGGCUGUGUUAAAAGCCCUGGGAGAGGCUGAGACUUGCUGGGCACCAGCUCUGUAGGGCCAGCCCCACUUCAGGCAGCUUGGAGAGGCCUGGACUUGCCCUCCCACCCCUUCAGGGCAAGCCAGACCCCAAGAAAUCUGUGGCUGGCAGGGAACUGGCUGUUGCCAUGGCUCCUGGGGCUAAGAGACGUGGCUGUCCCAUGGAUGGGGACUUGGGGGUCUCUGCAGGAGCACAGGGACAGCCCUCCCGGCAGGAGCCUCCAGAGCCCAUGCAUGCUGUGAAUCUGAGAGAAGGUGAAGAUUGCCAAAAAAUCAGGGCCUUGCACUGUCUGUGUGUGUGUGUGGUGAAUCCCAUCCAGGAGAUGGCUUUGGGCAGGGGUCUGCUGGCAGCAUGAUCAGGUGCUGGAGGAUGGGCAGGAGCCCUGGCCUAGUCCCUGGGAAGAGGGGAAGCAGCAGAGGGCAUCAAAUGGAGGUCAGGCUGGACCUUCAGGCGGGUGUUUGGGGGUGAUCUGGAACAGUACCCGCCCCUGCUGUAGCCUCAGGAGCCCCAGGUGGGUCAGAGAAGUGAGAGGGGCAGGGGACAAAGGAAAAAUGAGCUUGCAUGUACCCCAUCUGUGUAAUCCCCAUGACCUGGGGCCUCUGCUAGGCUCAUGCAGGGAGGACUGCCAGGCUGCAACCUUGCUGGGGUGGGCAUGACCCUGGAACCAGGGGCUCCCUGGGACAGCCGUCAUUUUAACCAAAGUCCACCCCGUGUUCUCCCCAGAACUCCAGCUGGCAGAGCUGGGGCAUGAGAAUGGGACAGGACAGGC